GCUGCUCCCGCGAUGUGAUUCAAGUGGAGAAAGGAUAAAGUGUCCAAACACAGAGAAAAACUCCUGCUGAAGCGACUGAUCUCCACACUGAUAUAAAGAUGGCGUUUAUUAAAGAGGAGAGUGAAGAUGUGAAGAUUGAAGAAACAUUCAGAGUCAAACAUGAAGAUCUGCAGGAACAAACAGACCUAAUUGAAGAAAAUGAGGGAAGUAAAGUGGAGGAUCAUCAUGUAAAAAUUGAGGAAAAAACUCAUUUACAGACUGAUGGUAUUUUAAAAAGGAGAGACAAGAAUCAUUUCACCUGCACUCAGUGUGGAAAGAGUUUUGGAAGAAAAGGCAGUCUUAAGAUUCACAUGAUGAUCCACACUGGAGAAAAACCAUUCGCAUGCACUCAGUGUGGAAUGAGUUUCAUCCAAUCAUCACACCUUAAUAAUCACAUGAAAAUCCACACUGGAGAGAAACCAUUCGCAUGCACUCAUUGUGCGAAGAGUUUUAGCAUAUCGUCAUCCCUUAUUCUACACAUGAGGAUCCACACUGGAGAGAAACCUUUCACAUGCACUCAGUGUGAGAAGAGUUUUAGCUGCUCAUCACACCUUAAUCAACACAUGAGGAUCCACACAGGAGAGAAACCAUUCACAUGCACGCAUUGUGGGAAGAGCUUCAGCCAAUCAUCAUCUCUUAAUCUACACAUGAGAAUCCACACUGGAGAGAAACCAUUCACAUGCACUCAGUGUGGGAAGAGUUUCAGCCAAUUAUCAUCUCUUAAUCAACACAUGUGGAUCCACACUGGAGAGAAACCAUUCACAUGCCCUCAGUGUGGGAAGAGUUUCAUCCGCUCAUCAUCCCUUAAUCAACACAUGACGAUCCACACUGGAGAGAAACCAUUCACAUGCACUCAGUGUGGGAAGAGUUUCAGCCAAUCAACACACCUUGAUGAACACAUGAAGAUCCACACAGGAGAGAAACCAUUCACAUGCACUCAGUGUGGGAAGAGUUUCAGCCGAUCAUCAUCCCUUAAUAAACACAUGAAGAUCCACACUGGAGAGAAACCAUUCACUUGCACUUAAGCCGCGGUCACACUAGACUUUUCUCCCCAUAGACUUCCAUUCAUACACACGCGAAUACAUCAGACCGGAAACCUAGUUUGUGCAUCAAGUUUCGCAGUUCACUGCCCUGCAAAGUUCAAGCUUGGUGAACUGUGACCUGGGAAAUCGCAUCACUUGACUUUUUGAGACCAAUCAAAGAUCAAAACAUGGACUCUCUGGAUGGAAAUGUAAAAUAUGUAAUGUAAAAUCAUCCAGUUUAAUCCCGCCCCUUUUCGCAGCGCCAUACAGCAGAAUUUCGCAUGCUCAAAGUCUAGUUUCGUUGUGGGAUGAGUUUCAGCAACUCCUCAGACCUUCAUAAACUCAUGAAGACCCACCCUGGAGAGAAGCCAUUCACAUUCAUUUAGUGCGGGAAGAGUUUCAACUGAUCAGCAAACCUUAAUGAACACAUGAAGAUCCACAUUGAUGUGGAGUAUAUGUGCUUGAGUGUGAGAAGACUUUUAUUUCAGCUCCAAAAUUGAAACUGCACCAUGCGAUUCACACUGGAGAGACCGUACAAGUGUUCACACUGUGACAAGAGGUUUAAUCAUUUAACACAUCUGAAAACAGAGAAGGAUUCACACUGGAGAGAAACUGUACAGAUCUGAUCAGUGUCUACAGAGUUUCGCUCAUUUGGCGCAGCUUAAGAAACACAUUGACAAAAAGUUGCACACAUGAUAUGAAUGCAGAAAAACAAUGAAUGAAUUGGCAGCGUCAGCUUGCACACCUGAUGCUUGUUGCAAUCAAUUUGGCAAUAAAAGCACAGCGAAAGCAAGAUGAGGCGUCCUUUUUGCUUCAGACACUUCUACAGCCUUCUGAGAGAGUCAAUGAGGGUUCCUCCUGCUGAUAUCCAGCGAUUUCGAGCGAACGAGAAUGGUCUCCCGGUCCAGAGUGUGUACAUGUGGUGGCAGACGGUUGAGCUGGGCUUCUCCCAUGCCUGGCGUUCUUGGGGUCCGGUCCUCCAGAGCGGUGCGUACAAAGUUGCAAAUUUCCUAAAAGAGCAACACAGUCGUGCAGCACGUCUUUUUCAGGAUGACGCUCCGACCGCGCGUUUCUGGAUGCGGUGGUUUCCUGUCCCUGGAUGAUGGGCACGAGCACUGCGCUGCAUGUCUGGGGGUCCAGCAUAUUAAUGCGGUGUUCGCGGGCAGUUCAUGUCGUCAUUGCAAUGCCAUGUCUGUUGUGCAGUUAAGAUCGCGGCUAGCCUUUGCAAAAGGGCGAACCACCCCAUCUGUCCCCUGCACUGCAGCGGGCACUCUGGCAGGUCUGAGGUUUCCAGUGGGAGAUUUUCUGUCGCCUUCGGGCCCGCUGACCUCUCGCUCCUCCAAGCGCUCCAUCCAAGCUUCGAGCAGAGGAAGCGAUCCGUCUAACCAGAUGGUAGCCCUUACGCUCGAUGACACCGGGGACCAGACGUCCACUGCUGCAUCGGAGGGUGGGCUUUCAUUGUCCGACGAGGAUCCAGACCCGCUCGCCCCCCCGGGUAGGUGAGCGCUGUCAAAACGGAUCCUGAAACGGACAUCUUAGCAAUGCUUUCUCGGGCUGCUUCGGCCUUGGGGUUGGAGAUGGUUUAUCCCCCAGCUCCGCGGCCGGACUGACUAGAUGGGUGCUACGUAGAGGACAAGAGGGCCAAGCCUUCGAAGCCUUGAAGCCUUCUUCCCGGAGGUGCACAGUAGGCUCAGGCAGUCCUGGAGGGCACUUUUUUCUGCCCGUGUUGCGUGUCCCUCCGCCCUCACCAAUCUUGACGGUGGAGCUGCCAGGGGGUAUGAGGCAAUUCCUCAGGUCGAGCGCAUCAUUGCGGUCAAACUUUGUCCGCUUGGUGUCUCUUCUUGGUGGCGUCCGCCUUGUCUCUCGUCUAAAGCCUGUAGGUUAUCUGCCUUCCUCGGAGCUAUAGCUUACAAGGCUGCAGGCUAGGAUGCUUCCGCCUUGCAUGCUAUGACCACCUACCAACACUACCAAGCGCAGACGCUGGCCCAGCUGCACGAGGUUGGGUCCGACCCAAGCUUGCUACACGAGCUCCGCACCGCAACCGACUAUGCUCUUCAAACCACUAAGUCCGCUGCGUGUGCGUUGGGGAGGACGAUGUCCACAUUAGUGGUCCAGAAGCGCCACCUCUGGCUAAACCUGGCUGAUAUGCGCGAAGUCAACAAAGUCCGCUUUCUUGACUCCUCCAUACCCCAGGCUGGCCUGUUCGGCGACACCGUUGGUGAAUUCACCCAGAAAUUCAAGGCGGUGAGAGAGCAGUCUGGUGCGAUGGGUAAUGUCAUCUAUCGGCGGGACUGUUAGCCCGCUCCGUCCGCCGAGCCAUCCCCAUCUGCUGCUCCUCACAGAGGGCGCCCGCCUACAAGAGCUGCCCCACCUGCGCCUCCAGCAAAUCGGGCGCGUCGAGCACCUCGGAAACAGGCAUCCACCCUGCUUAGGGUGCCGUUAAGUCCGGUAAACGGACCGCGAAGCGUCCCUGAGACAGGUCAUCCGGAGAAGAGGGAAUUUGCUCUUUCCCGCUGGAGGGCCGGGUCCCCUUUCCAACGGCACUUUUCAGUGCCACGCAAACAUCAAUGAAAGAGCACUUUUCCACUUCCCCGGAUGUGACAGCCAGAACUCUGCCAGUCUAGGACGCUAUGCCUUCUAACUCUUUAGCGCCUUAGCGCGCCUUAGGCUCGCGGGCUUCUGCAUACUCAGUUAUCUCGACGACUGGCUGAUUUUAGCCCACUCUCUGGAGCAAUUGAUUAUGCACACAGACAAGGUGCUCUGGCUCCUCCACCUGUUGGGGCUUCAGGUCAACCGAGAAAAGAGCAAACUCGCCCCCGUACAGAGGAUCCCUUUUCUCGGGCUGGAGCUGGACUCUGUGACAGCAAAUGCUGAACUGUCUGAGAGAGUUCGACAGCAAAAUAGUGGUCCCACUGAAAUUAUUUCAGAGUCUCCUGGGGGAUAUGGCAGCCGCUGUCACGCCGCUCUGAAUACUCCAUAUGAGACCACUUCAGGACUGACUUCACGAUUGAGUCCCCAGACACGCAUGGCAUGUGGGCACACACUGAGACACUGUUACUGCGCUGUGUCGCCCUAGCCCUUGGAACAACCCCUCGUUCCUACAGGCCAGAGUGCCUCCAGGACAGACAUCCAGUCAUGUUGUUCCAGCACGGGCUGGGGGGCUGUGUGUUGCGGGCAUGCAGCUGUGGGCCUGUGGAAAGGAACCCAGUUGCAUUGGCAUAUCAAUCGCCUAGAGCUGUUGGCAGUGUUCCUUGCUCUCCACCGUUUUUUUUCGGUGCUGGAGCAGCGGCAUGUGCUUGUCACGACGGACAGCACAAAACAAAGGUUGGCCCACUGGAUAGUGGAUGCCAUCUCUCUUGCUUACCUGAGCCUGGGUGAGCCGUGUCCCCCAGGAGUGCGUGCGCACUCCACUCGGAGCAUUGCAUCCUCUUGGGCGCGUGCACGCGUCACCUCUCUAACAGACAUCUGUAGAGCUGCGGGCUGGGCGACACCUAAUACAUUUGCAAGGUUUUACAAUCUGCGAGUGGAGCCGGUUUCCUCAAGGGUAUUAGGUAACCCUUGGUGAUUGAGGAAACGACUCUGUUAAGGUGUUGAAACACGCUUGAUGCGCCAUUCUCCCUAACACAGAGAUACGUGCGCUUAUUCACUCUGUCAGUAAAGUUCCCCGCUUAGGUGAACCCUGCAGAUUCCUCCAAGGCCCCCAGCACUGACUCAGUGGAGGAGUCACUCGCUGGCCCAUUACAUUGUAGGUCUUCCCUCUGGUCAGCCCGCGUUUUGGGUAUAGGUGCCCGCUAUGCGUGAUCCCCACUAGUCGAUCCCAUAUGCUUAUUCAGCCACGACGCAGUCCCCCACUCACAGGCAGACCAGUUUCUUCCCUCUCUGGUAAUCAUCUUAUUAUAUGCGUACUCCCCCUUCUCAGGGCUAGUCCAUAUAUUCUGCCAUCAUCUGCCCAUUUGGGUAGCAAGUGGCCUCCGCAGCAUCCUCCCCUUCAGGACUGCACGCUUUCCCAACGUACUGUCGUAUUAAAUUCCUAGAAUUAUCUAGACACUUACGGCUUCUGAAAAAUAUAUAUCAAAAUCCGUAAAUCUUCUUUGAAGUGGGAUAAGUAAGGGCCAGGGAUCACGUUGGAAGACCGCGUCUCUCUAUGAUGCAGGUGCGCUCACGCUAUGCCUGGAUAUCCUAUCAUCGGAGGGGAAGGUAAGUUGCAGUUAUUAUAGCGUUUUCCAGACAUUUCCCCAUACGUGGCUUAAAAAUCCACUAUAGCAUUGAAGUUCCCCAUCUAAAGGGGAGCGCUCUGGUUACUGAAGUAACCUCGGGGAAUGGAAAUGCUAUAUUGCAUCGCCAUAAUGAUUGUUCCUUAGCUGUAGAUAUCAGUCUCUUCGGCUUAAAAAGGAUGCCUCAUCUUGCUUUCGCUGUGGUUUUAUGCUAAAUUAAUUUCAACAAGCAUCAGGUGUGCAAGCUGACACUGCCAAUUCCUUUGGCAUUUCAUUGGCCCGUUUACAUACUCUUUCAGAUGAUUGGCUUUCUGAAUGAAAUCCCCAUACAUGGAUUAAAAAUCCCCUAUAGCAUUUCCAUUCCCCUCCCCGGGGAUUGAGGGUUACUUUAGUAAUCAGAGCAUUUUCCAACACUCCUACACUGCAGUAGGUGGGGUUGUAAAUGUGUUGCGCUCCUUGCAUUUACCAUAAACAUGGCUGAGAGAAGAACAGUUUCAUAAACAUCUGGCAAACAGCACCUAUGCAGCUUAAAAUCUCUUUGCAAGUGAUUGAACGGGUGCGGAUACAUCUCUACUCCACUCUCCAGUGUAUUUGUGUAGCUAGUAUUGUUUUGGAGUAUAUUCUCUGUCUGACUCCCUGAAUGAGAAACAAAUCACUGGCAUGACACCACACGACAGAAAAGGUGGAGCUCCAGGAUGGUUAGUUUGCAGUAUACCAGGGCCUCAAGUUAAGAAAGCCCAUUCAAUUGUCCUGUGUUGCAUCUUUUAUUGGUAACGUUUCUUUAUUUAUGGGUUCAAGAUUAUUUCUAGUUUACUACAUUUACUUUUUUGAGUAAAAUACAAACUUGAUGAAUAUUUUAUGAUUUAGGCAGAGCAACAGGUAUGAAGUUUUACAAUAUUAAUACACUGUGAUUAUCCCAAGACUACAGAUUAUGGUAAAUACUGAUUUGAUGCCUGCAUUACUCAUCAAUGGGUAUAUAAAAGUUGUUGCGCUAGCUACCCCAGGAUGCUGUGGCUACUCAGGAGUCCUCAUGUCAAGACCUGCCAUCUCAUUGACUCUUUAACCUUAUGGUUUUGUUUUGCAUUAGGUAUAUCAUGUAGUUUAAGUGUUGUUGUGAUUAUAUUUUAAGUUCUUUGUCUUCAUUAUUAUCCCUAGACAUUUGUUGGUUGUUUCGAUUGUUCUGUGAGUUACAUUUUAUAAUAAAUAUUUUGC
Molecule: messenger RNA, 6487 nt
Organism: Danio aesculapii
Lineage: Eukaryota; Metazoa; Chordata; Actinopteri; Cypriniformes; Danionidae
Product: gastrula zinc finger protein XlCGF7.1-like
Exons: 3
Coding region: 99-1064 (321 amino acids)
Biological process (GO): regulation of transcription by RNA polymerase II
Cellular component (GO): nucleus
Molecular function (GO): DNA-binding transcription activator activity, RNA polymerase II-specific; RNA polymerase II cis-regulatory region sequence-specific DNA binding
Source: RefSeq, a predicted model, not a curated record